AUGGCUCCGAAGCCCAAACCGGUGCCGUUACAACCUGCCCCUCCCCCUUCCCUCGAAGAUCUCUUCACCACGCUCAACAGGCACAUCCAGGCUUCCGCAUUCGACAAUGCCGUUAAACUCACUGAUCAGAUUCUCGCGAUUGCACCCGAAGAUGAGGACGCCUUCCGAUGCAAGGUGGUCGCGCUGAUAAAAAAUGACCGCAUCGACGAUGCGUUAUCCACCAUUAAGUCUUCUCGGAAGCAGCUGGAUGAUUUUCAUUUCUUCAAGGCAUACUGCUUAUACAGACAAAACAAGUUGGAUGAAGCUUUGGAGUCUUUGAAAAGACAAGAGAGAAAUAAUGAAACUAUGCUUUUGGAGUGUCAGAUAUUAUACCGUCUUGGGAAAAUGGAUGCUUGCUUAGAUAUCUACCAGAAGCUCCAAAAUUCCAAGAUUGAUAACAUGGAAAUCAAUUCUGUUGCUGCCCUAGUUAUGGCUGGCAGGUCAUCUGAAGUUCAAGGAAUGCUGGAUUCACUUCGAGUUAAAGCAACAAGCAGCUUUGAAUUGGCAUACAAUACUGCUUGUUCUUUAAUUGCAAGGAAGAAGUAUACAGAUGCAGAACAACUGCUGUUAUCAGGCCGCAGAAUUGGUCAAGAGGUCCUGAUGGAAGAUAACUUGGCCGAUGAUGAGAUAGAAAUUGAAUUGUCUCCUAUAGCUGUACAAUUAGCCUAUGUCCAGCAGCUUCUUGGGCGUAAGCAAGAUGCUAUUGAAGCUUAUACAGACACAAUUAAACGAGAUAUGGCUGAUGAAUCAUCACUUGCAGUGGCAGUGAACAAUCUUGUUUCACUGAAAGGUCCAAAAGAUGUUUCUGAUAGCUUAAGGAAACUUGAUCGACUGAAAGACAAAGAGAGUCAAAGCUUUCGGCUAGCCCGUGGACUGGACUUGAAACUUUCAGCAAAAGAAAAGGAAGCAAUAUAUGCAAAUAGGAUUCUUUUACUUCUUCAUGCUAAUAAGAUUGAGCAGGCACGAGAACUUGUUUCUGCAUUACCAGACAUGUUCCCAGAAAGUGUGACACCGGUAUUGCUGCAAGCUGCCCUCUUGGUUAGAGAGAACAAAGCUGGAAAAGCUGAGGAAAUACUAGCACAGUUUGCCAGUAAGUUCCCUGAGAAGUCCAAAGUUAUUCACUUAGCCCGGGCUCAGGUGGCUGCUGCUGCUGGCCACCCACAUAUUGCAGCCGAUUCUCUGGCUAGGAUAUCUGAUAUUCAACACAUGCCUGCUACUGUUGCGACCCUUGUGUCUUUGAAAGAGCGAGCUGGUGACAUUGAUGGUGCAGCUGCUGUUCUUGAUGCCGCAACUAAAUGGUGGUCUAAUGCGAUGACUGAGGACAAUAAGCUUAAUAUUAUAAUGCAAGAAGCUGCGUCAUUCAAGCUCAGGCAUGGCAAAGAGGAUGCUGCUGCUCAACUCUAUGAGGAACUCGUCAAAAGCCAGGGAAGCAUAGAAGCACUAGUUGGGCUAGUAACAACAGUUGCUCGCAUGGAUGUUGACAAGGCAGAGCUUUAUGAAAAGCAACUGAAGGCCCUACCUGGUUUAAAGGGAAUUGAUGUGGACAGCUUGGAGCGUACAUCUGGAGUGAAACACGUUGAGGCUCCCCGUGUUGGUGUCUCUGAAACAUAUGAAGAAGGAAAGAACAAGACAAAAACUAAGAAAAAGAGAAAGAGAAAGCCAAGGUAUCCUAAAGGGUUUGACCCUGCAAAUCCAGGUCCUCCCCCAGAUCCAGAAAGGUGGCUUCCCAAAAGGGAGAGAUCAACAUAUAGGCCCAAGAGGAAGGACAAAAGAGCUGCUCAAGUGAGAGGGUCUCAAGGUGCUGUAGUUAGAGAUAAGCAUGAUACUGGUGCCUCAUCUAACAGUUCAAAUCCAAAAUCAAACCAUGGAACUUCCAAAGGAGCUGGGCAGAAUUCAGUUUCCGAGCAAACCAAACCUUCAUCCAAGUCGUCCAGAAAGAAAUCCAGGAAUUAA
This is a messenger RNA of Sphenostylis stenocarpa, 1992 nucleotides long. Lineage: Eukaryota; Viridiplantae; Streptophyta; Magnoliopsida; Fabales; Fabaceae. The record is from the annotation of a GenBank genome assembly.